Molecule: messenger RNA, 1545 nt
Organism: Ostrea edulis (European flat oyster)
Lineage: Eukaryota; Metazoa; Mollusca; Bivalvia; Ostreida; Ostreidae
Product: ubiquitin-40S ribosomal protein S27a
Exons: 5
Coding region: 1052-1522 (156 amino acids)
Biological process (GO): protein ubiquitination; translation; modification-dependent protein catabolic process
Cellular component (GO): nucleus; ribosome; cytoplasm
Molecular function (GO): ubiquitin protein ligase binding; structural constituent of ribosome; protein tag activity
Source: RefSeq, a predicted model, not a curated record
UUCGAAAUUACCUCAUGUCCGUAAGUCCGAGACUAGUAAAAAACAUGUCUGACUAGUAAACUCUCUAUAGCACUAGUCUGUACGGACUAGUGAAAAUCAAUCUUGAAUUGGUUAAGAUUUUAGCAAGAUAUGUCUGAGUCUCUUAGAUGUUUGAACUUGUGGUCGAUUACCUGCAUGGUUACGUGUUUGUGUGACUAUGACAUCCUGAUCUUUCAAACACAUGGAGUGAGUUCAAGACCGCUGUUCUUCGAACGAGCACAAAAUCUUGCCGAUUCUGAACUCCCGAGUACGCAUCACGAGAACGGGUUCAAGGUGCAAGAACUGCAAGUAGUGCGAUUCAAGAACAGGCACGUUUGUGCGCACAUGUUGUCGUCAUUCGCGACUCUAACACAGUAGUUCGUAACACUAUAGCUCAUGACUCGGUCAAUCGAGUAAAUUUUAUUGACUUUAUUGAUAAAAUUUCGACUACUGUGACUCUAAGAACUGAGCAGGAAAACAACUGUCCUCGAACGUCGAUAUCGAACGUACUUAUGGACGUUUAUAAAAGAAUUAGCUCGGGGGUUACUGUAUGCUUCUUGGAGAUCUUGAAUGCAAAAUAAAGUAUUGUGGUCUUUUUCUUCUGUAUGUGUGAGAAACUGAAUUGCUUGCAACUGUGAUGUGUUUGCUUUCAUUAAAUACUAUUGAAUAAAAUGAAGAUCAUUUAAUAUGAUAUACUGGACGGACUAGUGAAAUGCAUUGCGGACUAGUGAACAUCAAUAGUGACUAGUCCAUACAGACUAGUACUUGAAAAAGUUAAUUUCGAACCCUGAUUUGGUUUGAAAUGUUGAAGACUGUUAGUGCCAAUCCAAUCGAUAUGUUCAAAACUUUUGGAAAUUUUAUCUAAAAAAAUUCUAGUUGUUUGUACAAGUGUUUGACUUGAGAGUACAGCAGGACACCGCCUGAAGCAGUAACACUAACACUUUCAUGUGUUGUUUCAUGUAAACACAGACAAGAUCAACAUGCUUGCUAUUUAGACGUCUCUGAGACGCUUGGACGUUGCAUGAUCUGAAACAUGCAGAUCUUUGUUAAGACCCUCACGGGUAAAACUAUUACCCUAGAGGUUGAGCCCAGUGAUACUAUAGAAAAUGUUAAAGCCAAGAUUCAGGAUAAGGAAGGUAUUCCCCCUGACCAGCAAAGGUUGAUCUUUGCCGGAAAACAGCUGGAAGAUGGAAGGACUCUGUCUGACUACAACAUCCAGAAGGAGUCCACCCUCCACCUGGUUCUCCGUCUGCGUGGUGGUGCCAAGAAAAGGAAGAAGAAGAACUACACCACCCCCAAAAAGAACAAACACAAGAAGAAGAAGGUCAAGUUAGCAGUUCUCAAAUACUACAAGGUGGAUGAGAAUGGCAAGAUUACCCGUCUGAGGAGGGAAUGUCCUAAUGAGGAGUGUGGGGCCGGUGUCUUCAUGGCCUCCCAUUUUGACAGACAGUACUGCGGGAAAUGCUGCCUGACUUAUGUAUUCAAUAAACCAGAAGAGAAAUAAAUACGUCUAGGGACAACCUCACA